Messenger RNA from Pocillopora meandrina, 11777 nucleotides. Lineage: Eukaryota; Metazoa; Cnidaria; Anthozoa; Scleractinia; Pocilloporidae. The record is from the annotation of a GenBank genome assembly.
GCCGCGGAUUUUCAAAAUGGCGGAUCAUUUGAGUUUGAGGAAACAAUUGUUGGUAACUGUGCACGUUCCCAGAGAUUUUAGCAUCAUCGCAUACAGAUUAAUGGCUUGAUUAACACGAAUGCUUUAUUCCUAGAGAUUUUAUCGAUCAUAGAUCUUCCCUACUGAAAAUGAAAUGCGGUUUUCUUUCCACGUGACUUGAGAGUCAGCGAGAAGGACUUUCCCCUAUUUACUUCCGCUAUGCAACUUUGUAAAUUUCGUUUGCAAAGUUUCGUCGGGUGAAAACGAAGUACUGACUGCAUUAAGAAGGUAGCUACAGCGAGCACCACAACAAUUUACGAACUAGAAAGAUCGUUUAGUUGUUUUGGUAAGUGUUAUGGUAGUUUAAUGCUCCUCUUAAUUGAAAGGAUUGUUAAUCUUCAGUCAAAAUUGACCUGUUGUGAGCUACAGUACCAUCAAAUUCUCACGAUGUUUUAUCUUUGAAGAGUCUUUCAGUUUUCGAGGGAGUUGCCUCGCAUAUAAAGUAAAUGUGAACCAAUGUUAAAUGUGCCACACGUUCCUAAAAAAUUUCCCAUGCAACCAUGUAAUUUAUAUGUUAUGGAGCCAAUUAAGUUAUCCUUCCUAAGCCACCCUGAGCGGAACUUUUACUUAAAGAGUGAAAACGUUAAACAUCGCACACCAUCUGGGGUUUGCUAGGCAAUGCUUUCCCUUUGGCGAAAAUUUUGAGCUUCUAUUUCCCUAGUUAUCAACAGAAAUCGUCAAACAAUGUGUAAGGAAAUUAUUAAGACUUGAAUCAGUUCCAAGAAAGGGAAAUUGUGUGGGUGAUCAAGUGUAAUCCCUUGAUAACCUCUGACUUCACACAGAAGAGCUCUGAGACAUGUUCUCGAAAUGAAAGCUUCCGGAAAAUGUGCAAUUAUCUCUUUAUAGUCCUUGACUAAAGAAGGAAGAGAAAUAAGGUGACAGGUUCAUCUACUGUAAGCUCACAAUUAUGUUGGACAAAAUUCUUUAAAAUUUUCCUCUUCAUAUUUCAUUAAAUUACAUACAUCUAAAACAAAAUUCAUAUCAUCAACCUCAUGCCCAAUCAUUUAAGCAUCAAUAUUUCCUAUUGCUUUUUGUAUACUCAGAUUCUUCAAGAGAUAUGGCUGAAACUAAAUUAGCCCUUUUGAUUGGACCAAGUUAUUCAGAAGAUUUGCCAUUCUUUGAUGUCCCCUUGCAAGGUGUAGCAAAUGAUCUGCAGUUGAUGAAAGACAUGCUCUGUGAGAAUGGAUUCCAACCAGAAAACAUUAAGGUCUGUAGAAAGUCUCUAUAUUUUUGAAGUCUGGCACUGCGUAUCUUAAAUUUAUCACAGACUACCAUUGAAUGUAUACAGUGUCCUAAGCCUAUAGGGCCAAUGUUCCAAAGUCUCCAUUUGGAAACCAAAAAUCUGAUUUUCAGUUUCAUCAUUCAGUGGCCAGCAACUGUUUUUGAAGACUCAUGUGACAUUUUAAGAUUUAAAAAGGGGAAACAAGAAAGUACUAAUAUAUAAAGGGCUACUUAUAUGGAUCUAAUGUAGUAGUUUAUAGCGUUUUUCAUCAUGCAAGAUUUGGAUGCAAACAUAGCUGGGCAAGCUUUAAAUACAUCAACAAAUCAAAUGUGGUGGCUUGAUACGAUCACCUAAUUGUUAUCUAAAAAGUUGUGUUAAAACAUUAUAAACAAUAGAUUUUUUAAAUUUAAAUUGCAGCAUGGAGUACUGCAGACACUGGCAUUUUGAGAUUUCAAAGAAUGAUCUAGUGUAUCAAAAAUCCUAUCAAAAUAUGCUCAAAACUCAACAUCUCAACACUGCUGUUUUAAACUUAACUUGAUAACCUGGCCACUUACCUUAUCAUUAUAUAUCAAAACCUUUCUAUGCUUACAUUUAAGGUCCUUGAAGGCCUGCUGGCAUCACGGGCAAGCAUCCUAGCUUCUUUAGAAGAAUUGUCUGUAAGGGCACAAAAAGGUUCAGUGGUUGUUGUUUAUUAUUCUGGCCAUGGCCAUAGCUUUGAUCCUAAACAAGCUGGCUAUUUUGGUGAAGGCUUGAUUCCUGGGAACUUAACAAGAGAAAUGGUAAAUAAUAAACACAUGUAGUUCCCAUUUCUUAGCGUAACUAAAUUUAAAUACCGUGACCAUUAGAUAAAAACCAUUUGACAUCUUGGCACAGAGAUGGAAAGAAGGUGUAUGUAACAAACUGAUCAUUGGCCUUAUCUAUCAAAUCAAAACUCUGGUAAGUUAGGGAGUAUUUCAGUAAGUAUAAAUUUGCAAUGAAAGAGGUGCUUUUCAAGUUUUCUCCCUGGCCAACACCUUUAUGGGCCACGUCACUCUGAUGUGUAUAAGUGUAGCCCCUUUAUUUUUAACAUAAGAUUGUAAUAAGUCUCAACUAAGUCAACCUUUUAUGUUUUUAAUUUUUUUUGCAGGUUGAUGAAUACCAUAUCCUUGAUACUUGUAUAACAGGUGAACAUUUCAGUCCUCACCUGUCCAAGUUGAUUAACAAGGGGGCACUUGUCAAUGUUAUCUUUGAUUGCUGUUUUUCUGGCCAUAUGUACAGAGGUAAUUCAGAGGUGAAAAACACCUACACAGGCAUAAAACAGGUAAACCACUGACCGUGGGGCAAUACUGUAGCUCAAAAGUUUUUCUUGAUUUGAAAACGUGCAAAGCAGAUAAACUUCUAAAUGUAUUUUAUACUGUAGAUUAAAUCAGAUGAUGUGAAUGAACUUACAUUUGUUGCAUUUGUUCUGAACCAGUUUCAAAUACUUUGGAUCUAAAAGUAAAUUUUAGUGUCAAAACUGGUUUUCAGAAAACCUCAACCAUUGAUCAUUUUAGAAAGUCCAGUUAAAGAAGAAUUGUUUGUCCAAAAGCCAUAUAUUUUUUAUUUCUGCUGUAAAGAAGUAUGAAUCAUUGUGUUUCUGGGAAAGCUCAGUCCACUUAAGUCACACAAUGCAUGUUUCCACCAAGGCAAAUAAAUAAGCAUUGCAACAGAAAAGCUUUUUGGGAAAUAACAUUGAAGUUCUAGGCCAAGCCUCUGUUGCUUUGAAAAUUGGUGUAUGUUCCCCUACAAAAGUAUUUUACAGUGUAAAUAAUAAUGUUGAACUUUGAGUUUAGUCCUUACUCAAAAUUCAACAUUAUUAUUAGCAGUAACACUGAAGGAAAACAAUUAGUAAAGCUUGAUUACAGUUUUGGAAAAUGUUAUGAAUUUUGGCAAAAUUUCCUGUGAUGGACCACAUCUGUUGCAUAUCCUUCCCAGGAUUAAUGUCAAUACCUGAACCCUUUCACUCCCAGAUCUCAUAAGUAAUUCUCCUUACUGUCUGUCAACCAAGUUUUAUAAUGUUAGUUUGGAGAAUUUUGCAUUGGAUCAACUAUUAAUCCCCUAAUUGACAUUUUACUUCAUUAUCAUCACUUGCCUGCUUGAUAUUGUAUUGAUAGUGUAAGGAGAAAUUCUGUCUUGGUCACUUACAGGAGUUAAGGGGAAAAGUUGCUUCAUGCAACAUAAGAUGUGAGUUGCAGCAGUUACAUAAUAGACUUGUGAUUAAACCUACAAGCAGACUUAAAUGCAGACACUAAUUGCAAGUGUUUUGAAUGUCUUCUUUGCACAGCUUGCAUUGUCUGAUGAAUACAUCAGUGAGUAUCAAAAGGUUCUAAAAGCCAGAGGGUAUCCCACGGAGCAUGAAGAAGAGCACUUUCCAGUUCAGGAAACACAACUGAGUUCAACAGUUACUCAGGUAGAUUUUUUAAAAAUAUUAUUUUAUUUUUCUUUUCAUGUACAUGAUUAUGUAACAGCUUCUCCAUGACAAGACUUUGAGUAGCUUUUUUGAUUCUUCGAUGGUUGUUGUCAGCAUAAUGAAACAGGUUAUACUUAAGUAGGUGGUGGUCACCACUGUUGAAUAACAUUCAAUUCAUUAGGUUGAUAUUUUCUUCACAAGAAAUGUUCCUACAUCCUGCUACAUACUCUUUGCACCCACUGUGAACUACACAAAUGCUUCGAUGUGAAAAAUUUAGGAAAAUACUCUUUUCUUGUUCUUCUAUCUUUCCUCUUCAAUCAAUUGAUCAAUCAAUCAAUCAAUCAACCAAUCUGUCAAUCAGGGUAGUAUCAUCACCUGAGUUAAUAGCGUAAUUUGGCCAACUUAAAGAGUUUCGAAACUGACAUUGCAAGGGUUGGCCCCUCAUCAUUUGCUCUGACAAUCAGCUUAGAAACUCUUUACAAUGCCCAAUUUGCAUUUCUUUAUCAACUCAGUUGACAAUACAUAGUUACCCUGUUAUGCUCUCCAUGGCAGCACCAGUUUCUCUAGAACCUUACCUCUUGAGGCAGUCAAUCAGUUAGUCAUGCCAUCUGUCACUCUUUCAAUCAAUUUCUCACCAAUAAGUCAAUCAUUUCACUGAUGAUAACUGUUCAUUUACUUUAUAUUCAAGACAUACCAAAGAAAUACCAUCUACUAGUAGGUUGUGAUAUUGCGAAGAUGUUCACUUUGUGAUUAUUGUUCACAUAGCAUCAGAUGCAUCUUUCUCCAUUUCAGGAGACACAGCCAGCCAAUCCAGCAAGUGCACCUGUGGCUCUACCCUACCCAGUCAGUGAGUUUUGGACUCCAGCUUUAAAGUCAGAAGGAUGGUCACCACAUGAGAAUGACAAUUUCAUUUUCAUGGGAGCCUGUGCAACAAAUGAAAAAGCCUAUGAGUUUAUGGAUCAUGAACUUGGUGAAAUCCAUGGAAUGUUUACUUCUGCACUGGUAGCAGUUAUCAAAGAGUCUCCACCAGGACAAAGACUCUCCUACAAUAUGCUCAAAAGGUGUUAGGGUAAUUCUCCUAAUAACAUCAAAGCUGUUGUGCAACUAACCCUUUGAAACUACACUCCCUCUUACACUGUGAAAUAACAGUUUUAAGUAUCCAACAGGCAACCACAAUUAACCCCUGAUAGCCUUGUUGUUUUCUUUUAUCCCUUUAACCCCUAAGAUUGACUAACAUCUAAUUUCUACUCAUAACAUCAGCCCUGAAUCAAGCAUUAAGGUCAUGAGAAUAAAGGAGAUGAUCACCAACCUAAGAAGCUCUUGAUUGUUGAACAAAUUCUCCUUGUUAGAACACUAGGAAGUGUCUAGGGAGGCUUGUAUGGCGAAUAUGCAUACUGAUGUUAGGGAGUAGAGGGUCAAGGAAGUCAUUCACCUCUUUCAUGGGUGCAUAGCUACAACUACAGGAACUAUGUUUAAAUUUACUUUGUUUGUCAUGAUUAGUAAUUAUUUUGAUUUUUAUGAUAGUCUUGUAAGACAAAGGAUGGCUGACAGGAAGCAACGUCAGACUCCGCAAUUUGAGGGGGGAAACAUGAAUUUGAUUCUGUUCAGCUUUGACAAAGGUGACUUACUUGUUAAUUUAACACUAUGGUGUUUACAAAAUAAUUAGGUUGGACAGGUAUUUUUGAAGGCUCAGAGGGCCUUUUGUUUAUAAAGGGAGGUCUGCACCUAGCUCCCUGUAUAAUUUUGAAGUCCUAGACUCUUUCAGUUGCAUUUUAAUGCAUUUUGAGGUCUAUUCUGAUCCAUCUUCCUUUUUUGUUCCUGGAUGUCAUCAGUUUCAUCAAAUUUGAAGAGAAUCACAUACGUGUGAGAAGUGGAAUGAUGUUUGUCUGAAGGCAGUGAGUGGGUAGCCAGCUCAUUCUACCUGUUAAAUUAAAUGGCUGCCUUUGAAGUUCUUGUUGCAUUAAAUUAUUUUUCAACUGUUACAUCAAAAUCUUACCUUAUUGGUGUGAGAUUUACAAACCAUCUUAUCAAAUCUUGUCAUUGAAAUCUAUGUGACAAAUUGCCAGGAUUUACAAAAAAAAAAAACCCUAGGGUAAGGUUUGGAAUUCCUGUGGGGUUCUAAUCAUAGCCUUAUCUUUGAGUGCUUAAUUCCUUGAUGUUUCUUUCUGUUAUGACCAUAUAAUUUAUUUUGUUAACUUGUGUCUGCAUGUUAGAGGAAAAACACUUCCAAAAAGGUGAUGUUGUAUAUAUUUGAAUGUUCUCUACAGCACCUCCACCUCCCAUAUCAUUUGAAGUGAAGGAAGUUCAUGACAAGAGAGAGUUUACAUACAGAAUCACACUCAAUGCUGGAUUUCUACAGGGUGUUGUUGAAGGAGUGUAUUACAUUUAUGAUACUAGACUGACAGAUGAAAAUCAAAUGGAGGAUUUCCGCGUGGCAACUGUUAAUGUCAGUCAUGAAAACAUCCAUGCAAUUGAGUCAACUGCUGAAGUGGAAAUUAACUCUAUCUUUCAUGAAUGCAAAGUCAAAGUAAGGCUGUCUUUAGUUUUGGCUCUCAAUCUUUUUUAUAUUAAGUUAAGUGGAGUUUUCUGCCAUUCCCAGCUCUCCGUAUAGUUUUGCAUGCAUGUGAAUAUUUUUUAUCCAUAAGUGUUUUGGAAGGCAGGGGUAAGCUGUCACGUGCUCACCCUUGAACUGCUUGUUUCUCAUUGGAUGAGUGAUUUAUAGAUAUCACAUUCUCAAAAACAUUUUUUAUUAAUAUAUAAAUUAUGUUGCACAAGAGCAGUAUAAUACAGCUUUCAAGGCUUGGACAUUUCCCUCAAGAUUUGUAAUAUAUCAACUGCAGCAAAUGGUUUGAACCAGGGGGUAACAUGUGAUAGUGUUAUCUGAUUGUCCCAGUGGGUGUAGUCCUGACAGGGUCUCAUGUUGAUAGUGGUGACUGUUUCUGACAAGAGUCUUCCAAGUGAGUGAGUGUGACCACACUCACCCACACUCACCCACCCAGAGUGUGACUCACCCAGAUGAUCACAGUACAUUAUCACAAUAUACAAACUGAGUGAGUGUGAGUGUGAGUGUGAGUGUGAGUGUGAGUGUGAGUGUGAGUGUGAGUGUGAGUGUGAGUGUGAGUGUGAGUGUGAGUGUGAGUGUGAGUGUGAGUGUGAGUGUGAGUGUGAGUGUGAGUGUGAGUGUGAGUGUGAGUGUGAGUGUCAUCACACUCACCCAGAUGAUCACAGUACAUUAUCACAAUAUACAAACUGUUCUUCAUUGGAAACAGUUGUUUGUUUGUUUUUUUUCCCACCCUCUUGCAGGUGUAUCCAUUGUUUAGUGUUCAUACCACACAUAGGUUUGACAUUCCUAUUUCAAUUGUCACCAAUGGCUGGGUUAUGUCUGUUUUACCCUACAGCUACACUAUAUAACUUCCUUGUAGCUGGGGAAAUUUAUUAUCCAUAACUUGGAUUAUUUUUUUGAUUAUUUAGCCUUAACUGCAGAAUGUUAUUUGUGUGUUCCUUAAAAUUAUUUUGAUUCAUGGUCAGUGCCUCCUCACAGAUGGUAUUCAAUUUGGUGUAGAUCAUUUGAAGCUUAUUAAAUUGAAUGGAGAAAUACACCUCAAUGCAAAACAUAUCUCCAGUUCUUUUCAUCCUUUAACUCUCAGAUCAAAUUUUAAAUUCUCCUUACUAAUUACCAUACAAUUCCUAUAAUGUUAGUUCAGAGAAUUUAGUAUUGCAUCAAUUAACGUAUUAUCCCCAAAUUGGUAUUUUUCUUUAUUCUCAAUACUUAUCUGGUUGAUAUUGUAUUGAUAUUGUAAGGAGAAAUUCUGUCUUGGUCACUCAUGGGAGUUAAAGGGUUAUAUAAUAAACUGAAUUAUACAUGCAUUUUGGUUGGGUCUUACUCAUGAUCUUUUGGAGAACAGACGUAAGGAUGACAUCACCACUGACAACAUUUGGCUUUUUUUUUUUCACACAAAACAAAUAGAUUGUGUUACAUGUAAGAGCAUCAGUGUCACACUCGACUGCGCGUCGUGUGCCUCUUGUUUUUUUUCUUGCCACAUUUUGACGUUAUCUGUGAUCUUUGAUUGAACAGACCCACGGCAACGUAGCAUCUUUAUGUUUAUUUCACGUGGCUUGAAAAGUUUUUUUUGUUUCUAUUUCAGGUGGGAUACAAAGCUCGCCUGGCCAAGCUAGGAAGUAUGUUCUAUCCCAUUUGCAUCAUUGCUACAGAGCUUGAAGAGAAAUAUAUUUGGGAAUUGAAACUGGCAAUAUUAAUGGACAGCCUGCAGAUGUUCAGCUUAAGAGAACAAGAAACACCCGAAUGUGUCAAGAUGGACGUGGUAACAAUCGAAGAGUAAUUAGCAGCAAAUUUUUUAAUACUUCUACGUUAUUGUUUCAGACCUCUGUUUCAGGCCUCUAACACUAAUUAAAUUAAUUUAUUCGGCAUUUCCCUAUUUGGGAUAUAGACAAAAUGUAAAAGGGAAUGAACUUGUUGUGGCUCAAGCGGUCCCGGACAGGUUUGAGCUGACGCACUAAAGCAUCGGGUUAAAAUGAUUAAAGGUGAACGUACAUGCAAUCGGAACCAAGUGUGCAGAUUUUAUGCUUUUGAUUGAUCCUUUAAGGUGGUGUAAAUUGUUUAAUAGUUUAUUUACGUGUUUGUUUGCGUGUUUGUUCGUUUUUAAUUGUUUGGAUCACUCACGCGCAGGAGUAUAUUAAAAGAGGCAAUUCAGAAGUACUGUGACACUCAUUUUCAUACAGAAGAAUCCGCUCACUUCCGCUCGUGUGGGGUGUGUUCUCCGUAUGUUGGUUUGUUUUCUUUAAGAUAUCGUGUUAUGCAAAUUCUCAAGCCUUUAACUCCCAAGAUCCCUUUAGUAAUUCUCCUUACUGUCUGCCGUACAGUUCUUGUGAUGUUAGUUUUACGAAUUUGGUAUUGGAUCAACUUAUAAUCCCCUAAUUGAUAUUUUUCUUUAUUCUCAUCACUUGUCUGCUUGAUAUUGUAUUGAUAUUGUAAAGAGAAAUUCUGUCUUGGUCACUCAUGGGAGUUUAAAGGGUUGAACACUUCCAUGAGCGAAUCUUAAGUAAGAAAUUUGAUUCUCAGGAGAAAAUGUUGGCGUGCCAUUUACAAAGGAAGGAUGAUUGCACCGGAUCAACGGGUUGAGGAUGGUCACCUCAUGAUAAAAAAUCUUUCCAAGUAUUUUCGUGUCAAGUUUGGGACCCGGCUCAGGGAUCCCGAUCACAACAUACUGAGGAAUGUUAGCCUCAAGCUGUUCAAAGUGGAGAACGUGCCUUCCUACAAGAAAAAUCUGGAUAAGAAGAAGGAGUUGAAAGCUCAGGCUGUUCAAACUGCGGAAGUUUAUGAAGGUAAUGCCGUAUAAAUAGGGUGAGAUGUUAGAAGGGAACAUUUAAGGAAAGGUCAAAACUUUUUUUUUUCAUUAUUCUGAGGAAUAACCGCAACAAAGGCCUCUAUGAUAUACCUAUUGACUCCCCGGCAAGGGGGGGUGGGGGGAAGUUUUUAUCAUGAAAACUUUCCCUUUAUUCCCUCCCUUGUAACUUUAUGGUCAUGAGUAGGAGCAUCUUUUGAUAUUCAAACUUUUUCAGUAGAUUCCCUGGCAGCAAGGGGUAACGUUUCUCACUAUUUUCUGCCUGGUUAUUUCUUUGUUCCAGGGCACCCAGAGGAUUAUGUUCCAAAUUUUGGAGCCCACAAAGUCGAGCUUGCACCCAACUCGGGUUUUCGUAGAAAGUACGAUGUUGUAGAUUCUUCAGGUGACGCGGUUGUGAUUCAGAUCACCAAUAACGAGAAAUUUCCAAUUCACGUUUGUUUGAUUUCCUACCAGUCCGAUGGCUCCAUUGUUGCCUUGUAUCCGGCAGCGAAAAAGGCGAGUUAUUUUUUUAGUUUGUUUUAUAAUUGGGCAUCGUACAUUGCUUUUACCGGAGAAGGGUUUUUUACAUCUUCAAGAGUAACAUUGUUGUCGUUGCCUUAUUCAUCCACCCUGUAGGGUCUCACCUCUGUGCUUAGGCCUGGUGAGUCAGUAACAGAGAUCAGGCGCGUUUUUCUCCAGCCUGAGACAGUCCGUCUCAUGGAAGAGCCCAAUGUUGAAUUAACAAGACCUGACGGAUGUAAUGACAUCAUUAUGUUGUAUGCCACCACUGCCGAGGCUGAUUAUAUGCCUCUGUUCCAGACUUCUAUAGAGCUCAGUCCUUAUUUGAGCACUAGAGGGAUUGACACACCCGACGUAUGUAUUACUUUCCUUAGUAUAAAUUAAGUCCAUUUGUGAAUGUACAAAUUAUUAUUUGAACGUUUUGAGUGGAAAACUCAAACAAAUGAUAAGCCUUCGAUUUGUGAAUGUUCCCCUACAUUUACAAGACUUCCUUAACUGUUCCAUUCAGCUCGAAAUUAGCCAAAACCAAGACUAUUUUCCCUUUCUAUUUAUUUCUUCGAGUAUUCCGUUAAGAUACACUCAUCUUAUGAGGUUGUAGGUGUGACAUGCACCAAUCGAUGUGGGUUUUUUACCAAUCGAAGCCGGUGAAAAUUGACCCAAGGUCAGCGAAAAGUCACGAACCCCUGUUUACUUAAUUACAUAACAUAAGUGUAUCUUCAUGACUUUUUCUGUGUUGUUUAAAACAGGGAUUAGGACUUCACACCGUCGCCAGAUUUCGAGAAGCUUUGGACUCCGAGCCUCGUAGCCGGGACGCUGUAAGCGACGACGUGAGGUGGAUUACUAUAAAGCGAGAGUUUAGGGUGAUAUACCAUCCAGAACAAACCUUUGAGCAAAUCGUCCCUCUCGAGUAUUAAAAGGAGCAAAGCAGGAACUACGAAUGUUGUUCUAUAUUCCUUUUUUGCAUCUGUUCUUUUUUGUGCUGUUGUUUUUAUUUUAAUCUCCUAACAAAGGUUUAUUCCUGACAUUGACUGCAAUUUAACAGAUCUAAAUAUGAACAUUUAAAUUUUAAAGCAUUUAAGAGGGAUACACGACCACUAAUCCUUUCACGCUCUGGUGUAACUCAAGUUUUUGGAAAAAAAAAAAACUUUUUGUGGUUGUCUUUUCUCUAAAGUUUUUCUUUGAGAACAGUGGAGCCUUAGGAAUAAUAUCGUUUUGCCUAAAAGUCGAAAAAAAUCCGCAGAACUGCAUGAGCUAAUUUUGUUGUUAUCAAGAACAUUAGUUUGAUUUUCUCUCUGUUAGAGGAACGGUAAUAAGGGUAAUCCCUUUCGCAACCGUUUUUUGCUCUCGUCACGCAUUGUUUUUCAUUUUCAUUUAAAGAUAGAAAACUGACAUGAUACUUUAAGUUACGGCUUCAUUCUCUAAGAAUAGAAAGGAAUUAAUUUAGGUGCCCCAUUAUUUAUUUUGAUCAUGAUCAUGGUUGAUAUUUGACCCCCUAAGGAAUCCCCCUCAAUGUCAUGUCAAUGUUGCUAAGGACAGGGCGACAAAUUAAAAAUUCUAAGAGUACGGAGAAUUUUGUAAAAGGAAAAGUGACUUAAAACUCUCCUACAAUUCAUAGAAUUCGCUAGGAAAGUUUCAAAACCCAUUGGUUUAAUCUAUACAGCUAAUCUGUGACUACCUACUUCAACUUUAUGUACCCUGUACCAAAGUCUUGUCUAUCCCUACUUACCGCAUUACGGUAUGGGGCUCCACUUAUCCAUCAAACUUGAAACGUGUGGUCCUACUCCAGAAAAAGGUGGUACGAAUUAUAUCAAGAAGUACCUUUAACGCUCAUUCUGAACCUAUAUUUAAGCAGUUGAAAAUGUAUUCAGAUUUGAGAUUCUCUCCAGCUCCAAAAAUCCAUCUGGCUAUUACUUCGACGCAGAUCCAGUUUACUCUCAGUAUGGCGUGUACGCCAACAAGCUGACGAGAGUCAGUGCCAAAGACCGGUACAGAUUCAAUUUUAUCGUAUCUCGCAAGAGGGGCCCUGUGAUUGGCAUCCGAACUCAAGGAAAAGCAGGUGAAAGGUAUGAAAGUAUGAGGAGUAACUGGUUGAAGUUUCAUGAUGGCGGCCGUGGAAGUGUUACGGGAUAUAAGAACCUUUAUACUAGAAACUUCCCAAGCAUGGAGGACACAUUUACAUUAGAAGCAG